CUUCUUCUCGUUAGCAUUGUUUUUUCAUGUGAAUUAUAAAUAUAUUAUACAUAAGGAUUUUGUUAAGUGUUUCAUGUUUUAAGAUGCAUUUUAAUUACUUGUUAUUAUAUUAAAUAUUAUUUGAAAGUGUAUACAAUUUUAAAUUGAAGAUCUCACUUAGAAAAAUGGAGUUUUCUGUGAAUACAGAUGUACAAAUAGGCUCAGGCACCAUUACUUCUCAAGAAAAAUUAGAAACUUCAAAUACUGCAGACAAUAGUGCUAUUCUUAUGAAUGCUGAUAGUGAAAAUAGUGUUGAUAGUAUUUUAGCUAAUAAGAAAUUAGAUAAUGUUAGAACUAUUUUAGCUGAAAGUUCCGAUGAAGAAUCAAAUGAAAAUAUUGUGAAACAUAGAGAAAAGUCAGCACGGAUUAUAGACUCUGAAAAUUCUGACUCAGAGGAAAGUAAUCCCGAAUCAUUUGCGGAUACAUCGAUGUCCGUGAAUGAACAAAGUAGAGACAUAUCUGAAAGAAGCAAAUAUAGAAAUCAUGAGGAUAUAUUGAAAAAAUUUGCUGAAAGCGAAAGUUCAGAUGAUGAAGCUCUGAAUAAUAAUGAAGGCGAUGUGAAAUCUCAAGAUGAAAACUCAGAUAGUAAUGAAGAUGAAAUACCAUUACCCAAGGAUAGAUCAAAUAAAGUUCAGAGAAAAUCAGCUAAACAAGCAGAGGAAAAUAUGUUGCUGAUACAAAGUGAAUCUCAAAAAUUCUUUAGAGAGGCUUCUAUUAAAGUUCCAUAUCAUAAGCCAAGACAGUGCAAUAACUUGAAAGAGUUUCUAGAUAGAAAAAAUAUUCGAAGACCUUCAAUAAUUAUUGGGCAGAAACAUAAACCGAGAAUAAAUAUGAGAGGAGAAGAGCUAUUAAGAUAUGCAAAGCAAUUAGAAGAAAGAGCGAAAGAAGCUGAACUAUUUUUUCAACCUAAUUUGCUAAAAAAAUGUGAUGAUUUGAAAGAUGAUCAAAAUAAUAAAUUGCUACAAAACGCUGACCAAGCAAAUGAUGACAUAAAUUUGAAUAUUGAAAUUAUAGGAAAUGACAAAGCAGCACCCCCUGCAAACAAUUAUAUUGAGACAGACACCACAACACUACCAUUGAUAGGACAGAUGAGCACAGAUCAAAUAAUAGAGCCUCCAUCGAAAACGGAUCAAAUCAUUCAACCUAUAAGAGAAGAAAAUUGUGAAGAAAUAACAAACUCAUUAAAUAUUGAAAUUUGUGAAAGUGUUGCUAAUGAAAUAGUAGAAAUUGUGUCGGAGCAUAAUGCUUUAUCACAUGCAGAUACCAUACCAAGUACAGCAACCCAAGCUGAAGAGAUGCAUUUAAAUGUAGAGCAUUUGUAUAAGAAAGAGAAUGAAGGAAAUGAAAGAGUCCCUUUACAUAAAAAUGCCUUCCAAAAAUUGAGUGAUAGUGAAGAUGAUGACUUUUUAAUAUUAGGUAUUAUAGGAUCUAUAUAUAUUACCCAAUGA
Molecule: messenger RNA, 1487 nt
Organism: Ctenocephalides felis (cat flea)
Lineage: Eukaryota; Metazoa; Arthropoda; Insecta; Siphonaptera; Pulicidae
Product: claspin-like
Exons: 9
Coding region: 165-1487 (440 amino acids)
Source: RefSeq, a predicted model, not a curated record